Lactuca sativa (garden lettuce) is the source of this 1204-nucleotide messenger RNA. RefSeq names its product NDR1/HIN1-like protein 13. Lineage: Eukaryota; Viridiplantae; Streptophyta; Magnoliopsida; Asterales; Asteraceae. Gene Ontology annotation, biological process: defense response to other organism. Gene Ontology annotation, cellular component: plasma membrane. The record is from RefSeq and is a predicted model, not a curated record.
UCUCUAUAUUUUUCCUAAUUAGUCGAACUUUCAUCUUUAAAAUACACAACCAUUGCCAUUUUCACUCCACUCUCACUCACUCCCCCCUAAAGAAAAGCCCAGAAAUGAACACUGAGCAGAAAGAAAAGAAAGAAUAAAAGAGAGGUGCCGGGUCUCCAUAGCUUUACUCAUUUCUCAACGGCACCCCCACCGCCUACAUUUCGUCGGCGGAAAACAAAACGAUGACCUCCGGUACUGAAAUGACCACCACCACCCCCCAAAACCAAAUCCAAAACCAAAACCACACAAUCCGUCCACGGCCACCGCCACCAUUAAACUACCACCCACGCCACAACCAACACUACUAUCCAAACUCUUCCUCCUCCUCCUCCUCCGCCUCAAUCAAAGGCUGUUGCUGCUGCCUUUUCCUCCUCUUCUCCUUCCUCGCCCUUCUCGUCAUCGCCGUCGUCCUCGUCAUCUUCCUCGCCGUCAAACCCAAAAAACCCGAAUUCAAUCUCCAACAAGUCGGUGUCCAAUACAUCAGCCUCUCAGCAGCAAAUCCUCCUUCGGCCACCGUCAAUUCUCCCAACUCCGCCUCUAUAUCCCUUGCCAUUCGCAUGAUGUUCACCGCCAAAAAUGACAACAAGGUCGGGAUCAAGUACGAGGAGUCGACAUUCAAUAUCAUGUACCAUGGUAUUCCUUUGGGUCGGGGCACCGUUCCCGGAUUUUUCCAACCUGCUCACAGCAUCCGAGAGGUGCAGACGACGGUGACGGUGGAUCGAGUGAAUCUGUUGCAGACGGAUGCUGCUGAUUUAGUUAGAGACGCGACGCUUAACGACCGGGUCGAACUUCGGAUCAUGGGUGAUGUAAGGGCCAAGAUUCGGAUCAUUGGGUUAACUUCACCCGCUGUGCAGGUGUCAAUAGACUGUGCAAUAGCCAUAAGCCCAAGGAAGCAGUCACUAGCUUACAAGCAAUGUGGAUUCGAUGGUUUGCAAUUAUGACCCGACCCGGUCCAGAUUUGGAUCUCGAUUUAGUUACAAAUUAGUCCAGUAAUUACCACUUGGGAUAGAAUCCAGAUAGAUUAGAAACGAAGAGGUUUAAAUUAAUUUCUCCAUUUUAUAAUUUAUUACGGAAUAUAUCGCUUUGUCUUUUUCCUAUAAAAAAUGUAAAAAAAAAUUAUAUAUUCAAGUAAUCCACGCGAUACAUGUUUUGUUUCUCUUUUAAA